AUGGUUGAGUGUCCCCGGGGCUGGCCCCGCCUUCAGCCCCGCCCCCGCCCACUGGGCCCGCCCCCGAACAUCAUUGGUCCUGUCGGUCAGCUGAUGCCCGAUGGCCCUGCCCCUCGGGCCCUGGGCAUUUUCGGCGCAGAAGUUCUUGGGGCUUCACAACUCCUUGUGGACCUAAUGGGGCUGCGGGAGACCAGCCAGCCCAUCUUCAUCGUCCUCCUGCUUUGCCGGCUGGGUGUCUCCUGCAGAGCUGACAGCUGCAACUUUGAGAAGCCACCACUGUACCCAGAUGGAGCCUCAGGCGCCUCAGGACCCAGGAACUUGAGUUGCUACAGGGUUUCCGGGGCAGACUAUGAAUGUUCCUGGCAUUACGAUGGCUCUGAGGACAAUGUCACGCACUUCCUGAGGUGCUGCUUCAGUGGUGGACGCUGCUGCUACUUUCCCGCAGGCCGUUCCAGGACUGUGCAGUUCUCGGAACAGGCUGGUGUCCCUGUGCUGUCUACCGUCACAUUCUGGGUGGAGUCUCGGCUCAGCAACUGGACCAUGAAGUCUCUGGAGAUAUCCCUGUACCUGUCUGAGUGGAUCAAGUUUAACCCUCCUCUGGGAGACAUCAAAGCGUCUCGUAUAGACGGGCAGUUACGCCUGGAUUGGAACAUUACCGAAGAGGUUCCAGCUGAGGUGCAGUUCAGGCGCCGGACGCCCACAACUAAUUGGACAUUGGUGAGUCUGUUUCCCAGAUCCAAGGUCACCUUAGCACCGCGGCGUCUGACCAUGCAAUGCCAGACGCCGCAACCAGCUGUCCCUGAGGGCUGCCUGGAAGUCAGGCCUGGUGCUCUGGUGAAGCACUUGGUGCGUGUGCACAUGUUGUCCUGCGCGUGCCAGCCUCAGAACCGGAAGACCAUGUCCAUAGGCAAGCCGCUGAACCUCUCCGGGGCUGCCUACAACUUGGUUGUACUCACCAGGACUCGUUUUGGCCGCAGCCCCUACCAGAUGUGGCACCUUCCUGCCCAAGAACUCACAGAGAUGAGAACCUUGAAUGUCAGCGUGGAAGGCAACGUGACAUCCAUGCACUGGGCGGCCCAGGCUCCAGACACCACCUACUGCCUUGAGUGGCAGGCACGGGGCCAGGGCAGGAACCACACCCACUGUACCCUGAUUGCACCAGAAGAUGAGGACACAGCUGGGAUGGUGACCCACAGCUGGAGCUCAGAGCCUGCGCUGGACCAGGAGGAAUGUUACCGCGUCACCAUCUUCGCCUCCAAGGACCCAGAGAACCCGGUGCUGUGGUACACUGCCCUGUCCAGUUACUACUUUGGGGGUAAUGCCUCGGCAGCUGGGACCCCGAGCCACGUGUGGGUGAGGAACCACAGCAGAAACGCCGUGUCCGUGGAGUGGGCGCCGUCGCGGCUGAGCGCCUGCCCGGGGGUCCUGACGCGAUAUGUCGUGCGCUGCGAGGCUGAGGACAGCGAGUGGGCGUCAGAGUGGCUCUUGCCACCCACAAAGACCCAAGUGACACUUCAGGGACUGCGCAGUGGCGUGGUGUACAAGGUACAGGUGCGAGCCGACACUGCGCGGCUCCUAGGCUCCUGGAGCCGCCCACAGCGCUUCAGCUUUGAGGUGCAGAUUUCCCGUUUAUCCAUCAUUUUUGCGUCUCUGGGGAGCUUCGCCAGCGUCCUCCUCAUGGGCAGCCUCGGAUACAUCGGUUUGACCAGAGCGGCCUGGCGCUUGUGCCCGCCCCUGCCCACACCGCGUGCCAGCACAGCUGUGGAGUUCCCUGGCAGCCAGGGCGAGCAGGCUUGGCAGUGGCGCAGCCCGGAGGACUUCCCGGAGGGGUUGUGCCCGCGAGAGACGCUGGUGGUGGAGAAGGCCCGGGACGCCGAUGACGGGACAGAGCCACCCCAGGCCGCCCCAGCGCCCGCCCCGGACACCGCGCGGUCCUUGGAGGCCGAGAGACGGGAGAAGGGACGCUCGGAGGCCCAGGGCCUGGGCCUGGAGCACGAGAAACUGCCGCUGCUCCAGGGGGCUGUGGCCCGGGGAGCCUCCGCUCUGGGCGACCUUUGGUGGACCCAGAAGGCUGAGGAGCCAGGGCCACCCCCGCGGCCUUCGGGGCAAGAGGACCGCCGGGUGUAGGCGACACCGACCGCUUCCUCGGCCCCUGAGCCGCAGCCGCUGGUCCGCGAAGGCUGCCCGCUUCGUAGGUGUGGACACUGAGGCUCCAAGGGGAGCACCUUCCCGGAGGCCAGCAGGCCUCAGCUGAGAGCCUCUUCCUUCCUUGUGCUCGCCACGCCUGUAGCCACACAGCCUGCCCCGGGACCCAGGAACGGCCGAGCAGGGCAGGAACUGCCCAGGCGGCUGGGCUUGAUGUCCUGGGCAAGGCUGGGCCGGAUCACUCGUCCUUUGGGGUCCUUUAGUCUGAGGGGACCUGGUCACAGGCUCAGCUUGCUCCGUGUGCUGAGCUGGGUCCAAUCCAGGAGCGGCGGGAGCAGGGGCGGCGUGGCAUAGACGCCUGCGGAUCAGGGUCCCCGCGGGAGCACUGCACGCCUGCGGAUCAGGGUCCCCGCGGGAGCACAGGACGCCUGCGGAUCAGGGUCCCCGCGGGAGCACAGGACGCCUGCGGAUCAGGGUCCCCGCGGGAGCACAGGACGCCUGCGGAUCAGGGUCCCCGCGGGAGCACAGGACGCCUGCGGAUCAGGGUCCCCGCGGGAGCACUAAACCUCUGCGGAUCAGGAUGCCCGCGGGAGCACAGGACGCCUGCGGAUCAGGGUCCCCGCGGAAGCACAGGACGCCUGCGGAUCAGGGUCCCCGCGGGCGCACUGAGCACUAAAUAAACGGUUGAAGCGGC
Messenger RNA from Cricetulus griseus (Chinese hamster), 2839 nucleotides. The record is from RefSeq and is a predicted model, not a curated record. NCBI's taxonomy places the organism in Eukaryota, Metazoa, Chordata, Mammalia, Rodentia, Cricetidae.